This is a messenger RNA of Fusarium proliferatum ET1, 1725 nucleotides long. RefSeq lists its product as uncharacterized. The coding region runs from base 1 to 1725 and encodes 574 amino acids. Lineage: Eukaryota; Fungi; Ascomycota; Sordariomycetes; Hypocreales; Nectriaceae. The transcript has a single exon. The record is from RefSeq and is a predicted model, not a curated record.
AUGGCCCAAAACGAAUGCUAUAUCCUCCGUCUCUCAACGGAUCUCGUUCUCCAGAUCUUGGACUGUAGCCCACUGUCAACAUGCUUUGACAUAGCACUCACUUGUACUACCCUCCACCACCAGUGCCGGAAGCUUCUAGAUCUUCACCGUGAAGCCGAUGCAAAGUACAGAGUCACAUCGGACCUGUGUCCGGAAACUAUGAUUGAUCUACUUAAAGAUAAUACCAGAGCCAAAAUCGAGAGGUGGCAUGUCCGUGAGCUGGAGAUCUGGGGUAGCCGAAAUGAUUGGGAAGAUUGGCGACCAUGGGUUCCCCAAUUUCCUGGGACUUGCAGUCUUGCUGGUGGCUCCCCCACAAGGCAUGGGCUGGAUUUGCAAGACAUACAAAAAUACAUCCGCACUGCACUGGAAUUAUGGACCUUUUGGAGAUUCGACUCUGAAGCUAUCCAGUUGGAGCUUGAGGCUGGCAAGGACGGGUUCCUCAAGCUCCUCCUCAUUGCGACGUGUCCUCGUCUUCACAGUCUGCGAUUCGUCAAAAGAGGUUACGAUCCUCACACGACUCUCGAGUGGAUGAGAGAAGUCAUCAAACACAGCCGUAGGGCAUGGAAUGGACCACAUGAGAUGCAUGGUUUUGAAUCCCUGCGAGGUAUCGCAGUUGGUAUCGAGACAGAUCAACGUUUGUGGAACAACACAAGUCCCCUACGCGAUGCCCGCGACUUUGCAGCCCUAUUCUACAUGCCAAACCUUGAGAGUCUCUACUUCAAUGAUUUGCACUGCGAUCUAGUUGCCGACGCAAACGACGUAUACUACGAUGUUGUUGCCCCAUAUGAGUUUCCAUGCGGCACUUCGAGCGUAAAGCAUCUCUUUAUAGAUGGCGCUUCGGGCUCCUUUGCCAAUUAUUACCGAGCCAUAGCAGAUGCGUCAAAGAAAUUAGAAUCGGUCGUUUUGAGAGUUGCCAGUGAACACCAGCAACAUAUUUACGACGUGGAUAUGUUCGUGGGCUCGCUGUCUUUGAGUAAUGGGAAGACCCUACAAAAGCUCAUCCUUUACAACCCGCGCGGUAUGCUUGGCGAUCAAUACGGCAACUAUCUACUCGAUGACCUUGACGAAUUUCGAAACUUGAAGCUGUUUACGUUGUCGGUUUACGACUUAGCGCUUGAAGAGCUUUACCUGAUGCAUACUUCUCCCAAUGUAGAGCGGCUUGCGGAAUACGUCUCUGGCUCUUUCCCUGCUAGUACUGAAGCUCUUUAUAUCUGGGGACGGUCGGACGAGUAUGUGGACGUCCCAGCAUCUGACGAUAUGCCAUCAAAUAUCCUCGACUCAACACUUGCGUCACUCAUCGAAUCUAGCGUCCUUGAGAACCUUAAGGUCGUCUACCUCGCGGACUUUGAGAUGCUACAGAUCGCUUUUGAAGAACACAUCGAUGGGGAUAUCAAGGACACGGACCCAGGGCAACCGAUUCUGCAAAAGUCUGUUGCUGCAGGACUCAAGGCUGGUGUGCAUGUGUGCACGCUGAUGAAUAGAGAUGAUGGCGGUUAUUGGAAAAGCUUUCCUGCCAAGCCGGAUGGGUUUGAACUGAAGACUGGUCCUUGCUAUGGCGAAAGGCCCGCAUCGUGGAGGUUGAAUUUGCAGUCUGGCGAAUGGGGCCCGGAUUGUGAAGGCUGCGGAGAGUGUAUGGACUGCUUGGCCGUGUAUCCUGCUGAGUUGUGGAAGAGUGGCCGUUCUUGA